CCUGGCCAGGCUGCGGGCGAUGACUGGGCAAAAUGACUGUGGCAGUUGAUAUCAGCGGGCAGCAGCCAUCUCCCCAGUCGCUUGUCAUCCUCCCUCCUCCAAUUCCUUUCUCCCUGUCUUCUUUCCAUUUAUUCCCUUUCUACGAAAGCUCAAUGCUCUGUUUUCCCUUCGUUUUUCUUCUUUAUUCUUUGAAUACAGAACCCCCCCCCCCAGCCUUAAGCCCUAUGCGUUGUCUGUGGGAAUCUCACCUUGCCCAGACUUUCCUUUGAUCUCUUGCCCCUCCCUCACUGGCAAAGACACUCUUCGUUCUGCAAGCCCCCGUAUCCCAUUAUAGAACAGGCCUUUAUAUACAGAUAUAUAAUUUUACAAAUACGAUAUGGCGGACCGCGGUAGUCGAUCACCUGCGGAUGCUUCCAGGGACUCACGUUCCAGCAUUGAUUCACGCUCUCCAACUUCUAACAAUGCUCCUUUCCGUCUGGGCACUAUGCCCCCGUUACAACCCCGCCAUAGCUUCAGUGAUUCGUUACGUGCUGCUCCAUCCUCUCCUAGAGCUCGUCGACAGCCAUCCCUGCCCCAGUCUGCGGUCCAGAGCCUCAUCGAUAACCCACCUUCCGGAAAUGCGGCGGAUCCAGCCUUUGCGGGCCGUGAUUGGACCCAAAUAUCGAUUGGAGAGCUUGUCACCCCAAGUGAUCUUCGAUUUGUAGAGAUGGAUACAGGAAUUGAAGAGGCUACGAAGGUCCUUAUCGACUCUGGCAUCCCCGUUAUUAUGAUUCGCGAAAAACCCGAAGAUAAAGCUGCUAUUGGCACUUUCGAUUAUGCGGACCUCAAUGCAUACCUCCUGCUUGUGGUAGGCUUGGUGCAGCCAAGCGAGGAGCAUGUUGGGGCGAUGAGAGAGCUGGCCAAAAAAGCUAGAGAUGGGAAGGAAAUCCCACUUAGAGAUGUGAAGAAAUUGGGCCUGAACGUGCCUAUCACAAAUCUUCCUCCCAGUGCCAGUUUGAUGAGAGCGGUUGAGAUAUUUGGUGGUGGAAUCCAUCGGAUUAUUGUUACGAGAGAAGGUACAAACGAAGUUGUUGGUAUAUUCAGUCAGUGGCGGCUUGUGAAGUUUCUCUGGGAAAAUGGACAGAGCUUUCCUGUCAUCGAUCAACUUUAUCCACGGUCUUUGGCAGAGCUGAAGAUAGGUUCGCAGCAAGUAAUAUCGAUAAACGGAGACAGGCCACUCUCUGAAGCCUUGGAAUUAAUGAACAGUGAAGGGAUUUCGUCCAUUGCAGUCGUCGAUAAUCAACUCAAUGUCGUUGGAAACAUAUCUGUUGUAGACGUGAAGCUAUUAACCAAAUCAUCCUCCCUUCCUCUCCUAAAUGACACAUGUAUACAUUUUAUCUCCGUUAUUCUAUCAACCCGUGGUCUGCAUGAGGGUAAAGACUCAUUCCCGGUUUUCCAUGUUCACCCGCAAUCAACGUUAGCGCACACAGUGGCGAAGAUAGUUGCUACAAGAUCCCACAGGAUGUGGGUAACUGAUCCCCAGUCCCCUGCGUCGUCGGGGCCUUCCACCCCUUCUCACUCUACCGUUCACAUUCCCCUAAACAGCCCACCCACCGUUCCCGCCCAGCCUCGAUCUCCAUCUCCACCCCCAUCCACUCCCUUGCCCAGCCUAGGGCCUACACCAAAUAAUAACUGGAACCUACCCCCUCCCACUGCUACCCCGCACCUUGGGCAACCUCAUAAUCCUGCGCCUCAACCCCCAGCUGGCCCUCCACAGCUUCCAUAUCCACCGUCGAUCUCCACAUCGAUUCCAGCUGCCUCACUCCCCAGUGCGAGGCUAUCUGGCCACCUGGUGGGUCUGGUAAGCUUGACUGACAUCCUUAAUCUCUAUGCCCGCGCGAGCGGGUUAAGCCCCGCAGACCCGAGUAUUUACCGUAGCCAGCGAAGGCGAAGCAGUAGCUCAAGUCUAGGGAUACGAAAAAGUGGAGAUGUCGGGCGGGACAUUGGUAGGGAUGUCUGGAAUCGUGGAGGCACUUAGGCAUUUGGAGGUAAUUAGGAAUAGCUUGUCUAGGCUCACCAGUUCAAGUACUUGUCGUUUUUCCCCUCUCCGCUCUUGUUUAUCUCUCUUUCCCUGUCCCCUGUAGGAGUUAUGGAAAACGCCGUGCAUUAUCGUAUUGAGCCACUCACUCGUCGAUAGUGGUGAGAGUUUGAUAGUUGAUGACUUUAAAGAUCUUUGAAAUCACUGGCAUAAAUCCACGGCAUUUCUUUAGCAUUUCAACUUCUCUGCUAUCUUUUUGUAGGAUGGUUGGUCUCAUUAAUCUCGGAGAAGCUAGCUAGAUUAUAUGGCGGGCGCUAUCAAAAGAUUGCGCCGCUCAGAUUCAAUUUAUACAGCUAAGAAGCACCAGUGGCACUGCUAGACUGGCCGGCGGGACCAUGAAUUUCACAUUUGAUCCCAUUUGGUCUGGUCUCAUACAUUUCUUGGUGUGAGUCCCACCAGGAUCAGAUUUAAUAUAAGAAUAGUAAAUGAAAAUAAUUUCUCAGAAUAAACAGUGAAAG
Molecule: messenger RNA, 2535 nt
Organism: Blastomyces gilchristii SLH14081
Lineage: Eukaryota; Fungi; Ascomycota; Eurotiomycetes; Onygenales; Ajellomycetaceae
Product: CBS domain-containing protein
Exons: 5
Coding region: 377-2017 (546 amino acids)
Biological process (GO): regulation of mitotic metaphase/anaphase transition; cellular response to glucose starvation
Molecular function (GO): protein serine/threonine phosphatase inhibitor activity
Source: RefSeq, a predicted model, not a curated record